Molecule: messenger RNA, 765 nt
Organism: Zymoseptoria tritici IPO323
Lineage: Eukaryota; Fungi; Ascomycota; Dothideomycetes; Mycosphaerellales; Mycosphaerellaceae
Exons: 2
Coding region: 91-765 (224 amino acids)
Biological process (GO): Golgi to vacuole transport; vesicle fusion with Golgi apparatus; retrograde transport, endosome to Golgi
Cellular component (GO): late endosome membrane; endoplasmic reticulum membrane; ER to Golgi transport vesicle membrane
Molecular function (GO): SNAP receptor activity; SNARE binding
Source: RefSeq, a predicted model, not a curated record
GAUCUAGAUCUUCAACCGCUAUCGACAGCUCACGUCAAUACAAAAUCCUUACACACACACACAGCAGACGACUCCUCAACAUCAUUCACCAUGGCGAACCCGCUCGACACCGACGCCGGCUCUGAGCUCUUCAGCAACUACGAAGCGGAACUCAAGCUAGUACAAGCAGACCUAUCACAGAAACUCGAUCAGAUUCCUGAGCUGUCCGGCGAACAGCGAAAGGCAGCUGUUUCGCAGGCAGAUCGCGCGCUUGAGGAGGCCAAGGAGCUAAUAGAGUCCAUGCGUUUGGAGAAGCAGAACAUUCCACAAGCACUCAAGAUCAAGGUCAACCAACGCUUCCGCAAUUACCAGACCGACGUGGAUGCUGCAGGACGGAAACUCAAAGGCAUGCAGGACGAUAGAUCAGCGCUCUUCGGCAAGCGAUACACCGACAAUCCACAGGAUGAGCAGCUCGAGCAGAGGCAGCAGCUUCUGGGAGGCACGGAGAGGUUAGAGCGGUCGAGCGGCAGGCUGCGGGAGAGUCAGCGCAUCGCGAACGAGACGGAGGAUAUCGGUCGGAACACAUUGGGAGAUCUCGCGAGGCAGAGGGAGACGAUUGAGCACACCAGGACUACGUUGCUGCAGAGCGAGGGUUACACGGACAGGAGCAAUAAGACCCUCAAGGGCAUGGCACGAAGAAUGGCAACAAACAAGAUCAUCACAGUGGCUAUCAUUGCGGUUUUGGUGAUCUUGAUCCUCGCUGUCAUUAUCAGCAAGUUUAGAUGA